UAUAGCUUCCACAUACAUUUUUGUGGAGAUCUUUACAAACUUUCUUUUAGGUUUUACUACAGUUUUCCUAUGGGCUGUUAUAUGUGCGUGUGUGCACACAUAUCUGUAUAAUGUGCAUAGUUAAUUAUCUAAUUAACAUCUAAAGUUCUGAGUCAUCAAUUUAAGUUUUUCAAAGGGCUAAAAGAACAGCAUACCGUAUUGAUUUUCCAGCCAAUCGAAAAAGGACAAAUCACUCUUCAGGCAAAUCAGGAGUCUGGACUUAAGCUUACCUGGACUUGGAUCUUUGCCAGCCUUUUAAAAUCACCUUUCAUUAAAUGUCCCAAAAGACUGUAGAAUCAUCUCUAAGCUUUAGAUACAGCGUCGGACAGGAAACAGUAAUGAUAUUUAAUCACAAAAUUAACCUUGAAUGCUUUGGCGGGGAAAAAACUGGAAAGUUUAGUUCUUUGGAAGUAGUAUUCAAAUUCAAAGCUUGUGGGUGGAGCUGGGGUGUGUGAAGGUGCAUAAAUAGGCAGUAGGAACAGCCCUGUUCACACUGUAACCGGGACCACCUUCGCGCCCUGGCAGGUGUCUGGGAGAGUAAACAAGGGGCAGCCAUGGAGAAGAGUUACACGUCCAUGUUCCUGCUGCUCAUUGCCAUCUCCUCUGCUCUGGCAAAGGAUAUGGGCAAGAAGGAGACAAAGGAGACUGCCACUAAACCGAAACUGCCUCAGACACUCUCCAGAGGCUGGGGAGACCAGCUCGUCUGGACGCAGACGUACGAGGAAGCGCUGUUCCGCGCCAAGCACAGCAACAAGCCGCUGAUGAUCAUCCACCACCUGGAGGACUGCCCGCACAGCCAGGCCCUCAAGAAGGUCUUUGCUGAACAUAAAGAGAUACAGAAACUGGCUGAAAAAUUCAUUCUCCUGAACCUGGUGUAUGAAACCACAGACAAGAACCUUUCCCCUGACGGCCAGUAUGUCCCUCGGAUUUUGUUUGUAGAUCCUUCCCUGACUGUGAGAGCAGAUAUUACUGGAAGAUACUCAAACCGUCUCUACGCAUACGAGCCCUCUGAUAUUUCGUUGUUGUAUUCAAACAUGCAGAAAGCGCUGAAGCUCCUGAAGACUGAACUGUAAGGGGAAGAAGGAAGCCCUUAAACACUAUGAAGUCUGAUCUUCCAUCUCUUCUCCACUCAUUGAUGCUGGUGAAGAGACUAUUUAGAGUGAUACUUAGUGAUGUGUAGUGCUGGUUUAUAUACAGAAACACUACAGUUUUACAUUAGCACUUUUGUACUGGGCAGCAUUUGUAAAAGCUGGAGGCUUUUAAUUUAAGGCAUACAGGAGAAUACUGUAUGAUCCAACUGUAAAAAUGAUUUUUUUUUUAAUAAAUUCAUUUCAAGUGUUUACACACAAAA
Falco peregrinus (peregrine falcon) is the source of this 1390-nucleotide messenger RNA. RefSeq names its product anterior gradient 2, protein disulphide isomerase family member (gene AGR2). The transcript is spliced from 8 exons. The coding region runs from base 594 to 1112 and encodes 172 amino acids. The record is from RefSeq and is a predicted model, not a curated record. NCBI's taxonomy places the organism in Eukaryota, Metazoa, Chordata, Aves, Falconiformes, Falconidae. Gene Ontology annotation, cellular component: endoplasmic reticulum. Gene Ontology annotation, molecular function: dystroglycan binding.